CAAAUGCCGUGUUGGACAAUUUAGGUUGGUUUUCUUGAGGACGUGGAAACAAGUCUUCAAAUCUUGCUGCUUUUAAGUUCAUAAUACUCUCAGUACUUUGCCAGUUUAACUUAGUUCUUUGUGAAGUUUCGCCAGUAGCUCGCGACCAGUUUUCUAAAGUGAAUUUAAUUCAUCAAGAUGUCGAAAGUUGCACCAGUUCAAAACAAGGGCUUUACCAAGGAGGAGGAACUGUUACUCCAGGAUUUUAGCCGAAAUGUGUCCACAAAAUCAUCAGCCUUAUUCUAUGGAAACGCUUUUAUAGUCUCCGCUGUACCAAUAUGGCUUUUCUGGAGAAUACAUAUGAUGAACAUCUACUCAUCUGCCAUCCUCUUUACUGUUAUAACAGCUGUGUCCACUUAUCUGCUCUCUUUGGCUUACAGGAACACCAAAUUUUCUUUGAAGCAUAAAAUUGCUGUUAAGAGAGAAGAAGCUGUUACCAGAGAUGUACUGAAGAAGCUUUCUGAUGACAAGAAAAUGAGCAAAAAAGAGAAAGAUGAGAGGAUCUUAUGGCAAAAGAAUGAAGUUGCUGAUUUCGAAGCCACCACAUACUCAAUUUUCCAUAACAAUGCCUUGUUUUUGACCAUUGUGAUUGUAAGCAGUUUUUACUUUCUCAGAUCGUUCACUCCAGCUGUAAACUACACUUUAUCCGUCGGAGCUGCAUCUGGACUUUUAGCUCUCCUGUCUACUGGUUCACAUUAGUUUUUAACCCCAUAACAUGAACAUUCUUUAUUUUGAACAUGUAAGUGAAUUCACAAAAACUAAAGUGAUGAAUUUGUAAUGUAAUAACAGCUGCUCUGUGAAUUUUUGUAGUUUUAUACUGUAAAAUAAUGAGUGUUUAUUCAGUGUUCCACACAAUAAAAUUCAAUUUGUAUGAAUUGCCUUAGGUUUAAGUUACAGCUAAUAAGAUAUUUUUUUGUACCUCAUUACAUCAUGUUCCAACUCAUGUUCAUUUCUUUGUUGAUAAUUUAUUGUCAUUAAUAAAAUUAUAUUUGGCUCAAAA
Molecule: messenger RNA, 1039 nt
Organism: Anthonomus grandis grandis
Lineage: Eukaryota; Metazoa; Arthropoda; Insecta; Coleoptera; Curculionidae
Product: translocon-associated protein subunit gamma
Exons: 1
Coding region: 178-738 (186 amino acids)
Biological process (GO): SRP-dependent cotranslational protein targeting to membrane
Cellular component (GO): endoplasmic reticulum; membrane
Source: RefSeq, a predicted model, not a curated record